CAGUUUAGAAGCGAUCCUCUGCCACAGUCUCGUCUUAGAUAUUGUUAUUUAGGUCAGUUACCAUGCAAUCGUAAAGUUUCUUGUAUAUACCUUUUGCAUAGUUUACAAACAAUGGCAUUUACGUUUAAGUUUGCAUUCGUUAUCAUCCAGUGUAUCCAAAGCUGCUUCUCUGUUUCACACACAUGGAGAUAUGUGUUCACAGAAAGCAAAGAAAGAAACAGUUUCCCAGAAUUAAUUUUUUCAGAAAUGGUGGAUGAACAAGAGUUGUAUUACUAUGACAGUAACAAUAAAUCAUUAAUUCGACGAUAUGAAUGGUUAAAAACCUUGGAGAAUCGGGCAUUUUUGGACCUCCAUUUUAUUACCAUUGAUGACAUCCAAACAGCAUACAAACUAAAUAUCAACUUUAUCAAGGAGUUCUUCAAUCAUACAGAUGGAAAUCACACUUCACAAGUAAUUGUUGGCUGUGAUGUAGAUUUCGAAGACCAGACUGAGACUUUCUUUGCACAGACUGCCUAUGAUGGACAAGAUUUGUUUGACGCCGACUUUGACAAGCAAACCUGUACAAUGCUAGUGGAUCAAGCUGAGAGUCUGAAACAAAAAUGUAACUUAAAAGAACGCCUCAGUCCUCAGUGGACCCCCUUCUGGAGAGAGCUGUGCACUCAGUGGCUAAAAGAUUUCAUUAUAUAUGGCAAUGAUACACUACAAAGAAAAGUUUUAGGGCGAAGAGAUCAGAAAAACAGAAAAACCUUGGAACUGAACUGUUGUUUCUCCAGAUCAAGAGGAGACAGACUGUCUGAAGAUAACCGGGAGCCAGAAUUAAUCCCAGCACCAUUUGAUGCAAAGCACAAAUCAAUUAUGAAUAGAACUCCAGUCUAUGGUGAAACUGCUCUCCUUCUAGACAGUUUCCCAGUCCAUGAAAAAGAAAUUCCAGAUUCUGUGAACCUAGGAAUCAACAGAUGA
Molecule: messenger RNA, 960 nt
Organism: Polypterus senegalus (gray bichir)
Lineage: Eukaryota; Metazoa; Chordata; Cladistia; Polypteriformes; Polypteridae
Product: major histocompatibility complex class I-related gene protein-like
Exons: 5
Coding region: 112-960 (282 amino acids)
Biological process (GO): immune response
Cellular component (GO): external side of plasma membrane
Source: RefSeq, a predicted model, not a curated record